Molecule: messenger RNA, 2949 nt
Organism: Oryctolagus cuniculus (rabbit)
Lineage: Eukaryota; Metazoa; Chordata; Mammalia; Lagomorpha; Leporidae
Product: killer cell lectin-like receptor 2
Source: RefSeq, a predicted model, not a curated record
GUAUCCUCACUCAGAGGCAAUUCGCUUCUCUUCGUGGAGCCCCUAGGGGAUCUUGGACCGGCGUGGACGACUUCUCCCUCAUAUUGGGGUUGGUUUCUUCCACCUGCAUCACUGCACAGCAUGGAUCCAGAGAUGAGCGAUCAGGAGGUGACUUAUUCAACUUUGAGAUUUCCUCAGUCUUCUUCAGAAUCGCAGAAUAGACUAAGACCUGAUGGCACUCGAAGGAGUGGAAAAACCGUUGAUAAAGAGUUCUCAGUGCCCAGGCAUCUCAUUGCAGUGACUCUUGGAGUCCUCUGUUUACUUCUCUCAGUGGCGGUCGCAGUGUUGGUGACAAAGAUUUUACAGCUUAUUCAAGAAAAGCAUCAACAGCAGGAAAUUCUAGGAAACCUCACUCAAAUGUACCACGUCGUGCAAAAUGAUGACUACUUAAAGAAGCAACUCUUGGCAAAUAAGUCUUUAGAAUAUGACACUCUCAAAAAUAAAACCCUUCUAAUGGAAAAUGCACUGAAGUCACCCUUUUUAAAACAGAAUUGUAAAGUCCAUGAAGACUACUGGUCCUGUUAUGGAGUAAACUGCUAUUAUUUUGUUCUGCAAAAUAAAAGCUGGACGGGAUGUAAACAAACCUGCCAAAGUUACAGUUCCUCCCUUUUGAAGAUUGACAAUGAACAUGAACUGGUAUCACAGACUCCUCCAUGUACUCUCAAUCUCAUGAAUGUGUCUCUCCCCUGUGACCCAAGAGGCUGCGAAGGGGAGGGUGGUCCAGAAAGAGAGAUCUUCAGCUAUUCUUCCUAUUGUGUCGGGAAGAUUGUAGAGUUCAGAAUCUCCCUGGAAACCCUGUCUGCUAAUAAGCAUAUGGUCCUGCUACUCAUUGAGUUCGGAGUAUCCUCACUCAGAGGCAAUUCGCUUCUCUUCGUGGAGCCCCUAGGGGAUCUUGGACCGGCGUGGACGACUUCUCCCUCAUAUUGGGGUCCGUUUCUUCCACCUGCAUCACUGCACGGCAUGGAUCCAGAGGUGAGUGAUCAGGAGGUGACUUAUUCAGCUUUGAGAUGUCCUCAGUCUUCUUCAGAAUCGCAAAAUAGAUUAAGACCUGAUGGCACUCGAAGGAGUGGAAAAACUGAUGAUAAAGAGUUCUCAGUGCCCAGGCAUCUCCUUGCAGUGACUCUUGGAAUCCUCUGUUUACUUCUCUCAGUGGCGGUCGCAGUGUUGGUGACAAAGAUUUUACAGCUUAUUCAAGAAAAGCAUCAACAGCAGGAAAUUCUAGGGAACCUCACUCAAAUGUACCACGUUGUGCAAAAUGAUGACUACUUAAAGAAGCAACUCUUGGCAAAUAAGUCUUUAGAAUAUGACACUCUCAAAAAUGAAACCCUUCUAAUGGAAAAUGCACUGAAGUCACUCUUUUUAAAAUGGAAUGGAUGCAAUGCAAAAAAGGAUACCUUCCCGAAAUCUGUGCACAAUCCAGGUAAAGUCCAUGAAGACUACUGGUCCUGUUAUGGAGUAAACUGCUAUUAUUUUGUUCUGCAAGAUAACACCUGGGAGAAAUGUAAACAAACUUGCCAAAGUUACGGUUCCUCCCUUUUGAAGAUUGACAAUGAACAUGAACUGACAUUUGUGCGAUUUCAGAUUCAUGGAAAUAUUUAUUGGAUUGGAUUGUCAUAUAGUGAAAUGGAAAACAAAUGGAAAUGGAUUGAUGAUGGCACAUCACCUGGAAUGAAUUUGAAAAUGAUGAGUUUACCUUCUGGUAGAGGAAAAUGUGGAUUUUUGGCCUCAACAAGAGUAGAAGAUGGCGAUUGCUCUAAAACGUACAGUUGUAUCUGUAAAAUGAGAAUUAAUUGUAAUUUCCCUUCUUCAAUGUGCACUUAGAAGAACAGGGCUCAGUGCAGUGUGGACACAGGAGCUGGAAGAGGAAGCACAUCUUCUCCUGAGCCCUGAUCAGGAGGCCAGACGCCAUCUUCUUCCUGUGGGGAGUGGAAGCUUCGUGUUUGGGAGCAGCUGCUCCUCUAUUGUGGUUCUCAGGCAUCACUCUUCCCGCUUCCCUGAACAACCCGGGACCUGUUAGAGCAUCCUAAUGCAUGGCCUGGAUCUUUUCCUUACCAAUAGGAUAAAACAUGUCAAUGUUAUCAGACCGUGGGAGUACAAUUAAGAACUAGGAUAUAGUUAUAUUUUUACUACCUAGAAGCAUACCUCAUCUUUAAAAAUAAUUUUGUUACAGCAUUUACUGAAUAGUUGAAAGAAUACUACAAGACAAGCCCAUGUAACUUUUACCCACAGUUAUCAGUUGUUUGUAUUUUGCUGUGUUGUACACUGUUUCUCCUUCACUCUUGCUCUCAUUGUCGACCCACCUGAAAAUAAAUUGAAGAUAUGUCCUGGUUUCUGAAUAUUUUUGAAGAAAAGGACUUUGUCUUAUAUAACCAUGCUGCAAUUAUCAAAAUCAGGAAAUUUAACAAUGAAACAGCAUUAUGAUCUAAUCUAUAAACCACAUUCCAAUUUAUCCAUUGGCCUAAUAAUGUCAUUUAAGGGUAUUUUUCUCCAUGUUCACAAUAAUACAAUGCAUUUAACCAUCAUAUCGAUGGCAUGUCCUUUAAUCUGGAAAUGCUGUUUAAAUUUUCUUUGUCUUUCUUGACCUUGAAAUUAAAAAACGUCAACCUUAUUGAGUUAGACUAUCUAUACAAUAGAAUGAACCCAUUUAAGUCAUGAGGGAUAUAGGUUUUAACCUGUUUACCUCUUACACGCUAUCAAAUCAAAAACAUUUCCAUCAGCUCCAGAACUUCCAUUCUCCCUCACACCAGCCACCUGGCCCCUGUCCACCAGCGAUGCUCUUCUGUCACUAUCAAUUUGUUUAGCUUAUUCUAGAACUACAUGCAUCCUGUGCACGUAUUCUAUUAUUAUUAUAAUAGUAUUAUUAUUCUAUUAUUAUUCUAUUAGCGUUAUUAUAAUAGUAUUCUAAUAUUC